Messenger RNA from Morus notabilis, 1917 nucleotides. RefSeq lists its product as uncharacterized. The transcript has 3 exons. The record is from RefSeq and is a predicted model, not a curated record. Lineage: Eukaryota; Viridiplantae; Streptophyta; Magnoliopsida; Rosales; Moraceae. Gene Ontology annotation, molecular function: zinc ion binding; nucleic acid binding. Bases 61 to 1662 code for a protein of 533 amino acids.
UCAGACAAAAAAAACGAGAAGAAGAAACCCUUACAGUGCAUUUCUCUCUCUGCAACUUUAAUGGAGUUCAAGUUUCGGGCCGUGGACGACCGGCCUCCGCCGUCUCCUUCGCCGUCGUCGAGCGAAUUCAGCUACGCAUUCCAACCAUUGCGAAUGCCGGGCCAAGUCAUUCAUCCGAUGCUGCAUGGUCUAUCCGGUUUCUUGAUGGGCGAUAUCGGGCCAAAUUCGGGCGUAAGGCGAAACCCUAACGACGUACGGAAGCUGAUCGUGCGAGAGCUCGAGAAGCAGCGGCUUAGUGAGGAGAUGAUCUUGGAGGAAAUCGCUCGGCGGCGAGAGCUGGAGGCGGUGGUUCGCCAGGAGAUUGUGCUCUUAGAACGAGCAAUGGCCAUGCGAAGAAUGGCCAUGGGAGCACUGUCCUUCGAGGAUGGUUUCCCCACCGCAAUGCGGAUCGCGCCCUUUGCAUUCUCUCCUCGUUCCGCCGCCUUCGACCAGUUCCCGUUGGCUCCGCUGCCGGAGUACAUUGACCCGGUGGUCAAGCCCCCUUCUGAGCCCGACAAGAAUAAAUUGAUCGUUCUGGCUAAGCCCGAACCAAAUCUUUCUCGAGUAAAGAGAAAAGCUCUGGAACCACCCACAUUGGAUUCUGAUGAGCUCUGUCCGUUUGGUUUGAAGAAGAAGCCCAAGGAGGAGUUGAGUUGUGCCUUAUGCCAUGUUAGUGCAACAGGUGAGAAAGCUUUGAACAUUCAUCUUCAAGGUAAGAAGCACAAGCGCAAGGAAGCAGCACUUAGAAAUCAGAAGAUGAGAAAGAACCCCAUCAAUGCACCCUGUCCAAAGAAAAUUGGGGAUCCAUCUGAACCAAAAGAGACCAACAUUACUGCAAGUUCAGAUUUAGAAGGGAAGUCUCUUAAACAAAGUGGAUCCCAGAAUGGUUCAGACGAGAUAAAAGAGGAUGCAGAAGAUUUAAAACCUGAAAACAUGCUGCUAAUGCUGAAAGGCCAAAAUGCCAGGAAAUUGAACAAGACAGGCAGAUCAAUGAUGCUGCGGAAAGCGAAUGGAUCUGUGGGAUACAAGAAGAUAAAGAAGACGAAGACGGCAAACAAAUUUAAGUUUUGGUGUGAAAUGUGUCGGGUUGGUUCUUUCUGUUCAAGAGUGAUGGAGGACCAUAAGAAAGGGAAGAAACACAGAGGUAAACUUCUUGGUUAUGAACCUAGUAUAAGUGAAGAAGCUACCUUCAAAAUUACUCAAACAUCAGAGGCUGUUCCUGAAAAGCCAGAAGACCCAGAUGUUGCAAACCAAGUUAAUGAGAAAACAACAGACGACAUGAGCAAUACCGAGGCUGUUCCUGAAAACCCAGAAGACACUGAUGUUGCAAAUCAAGCAAAUGAAAAGACUAUAAACAACAUGACAAAGACCGAGGCUGUUCCUGAAAAGCCAGAAGACAUGGAUGUUGCAAAUCAAGCAAAUGGGGAGGUUACAGGCGACAUGGCAAAUAUAGAGGCUGUUCAUGGAAAGCCGGAAGACACUGAUGCUGCAAAGCAAGCAAAUGAGAAGAUUACAAAUGACAUGACAAAGACCGAGGCUGUUCCUGAAAAGCCAGAAGGCACCGCUGUUGCAAAUCAAACAAAUGGGAAAGCUACGGACGACAUGGCAAAUGAAAUACAGUAAAAUCAAAUCCUGCCCCAGAGACUCCAGAGGUUAAAGUAGUGUUGAUGAACAGAAAGAAUUAGAAAGUUGAGCCUCUUUUGCUCAAGGUACUUGCCUUUUUACCUUGUAGUGUCUGUAGACUGCAAUUUUUUUGGUAGAAAAUAUGUACUGCAAUUUGUAUGACCAUCAAUCAGGCUGCAAAAUUCUCUUUCGAAUCUUAAAUUUGAUGUUUUAGCCGUAAGAAAAGUGGGGAAAAAGAGAUUUUAAAUUCAUUAA